CAUUUCUGUGUUGUUAUUUAUAUUGUAUACAGAGGAAUGCGCGGGCAUAAUUUAACAUACAAAUAUCCAGCUGUAUACAUUAUAUAACAGCUUGUUAGACAUCCCGGAGUGGAGGUGUGCCUAAGUAAUGCGCAUAUAUUCAGGGCUUGCGGUGGGGAUGGGGGAGAGUUUGAGAGAGGGAAAACACCACCGGGCUUGUGAGCAUCUUGUCUUCCUCCCCCUAAAAGGUGCAUACCCUCAGACAAUAGCUAGCCCUUUUGAUCUUUCCAGAGCCGCGGUGGGAAAGGUGAGGCGUGCAAGUGCGCAUGCCCGGGUAGCUACAGGUGCAUCACCUGCGCUGUCCUUGCUGGUGGUCACUAUAAGAGCGGCUCCCAAGCGCCUGUCGCGGCCGGGAGAGCGCGCGCGCGCGCGCAGACGCACGGCGCCGCGGAGAGAGAGAGCGCGCGCCAGACAGACAGAGACAGCUGAUGCCUGUCAGCGCUGCGGGGCCGGGAGCUCUCGCGAGAGCUCCCCGAACCGGCCGCGAGAAGUGGGGCUCAGGUGUAAGAGGAGUGCAUCCCGUCGGCGCGCGGGGCUAGAGCUGUAGGAGAAGUGGGAUCGCGAGGCCGGUGCGCGGCGCUCUGCACGGUCAAAGGGAGCGCCGGGCGGCAGCGGCGGCAGCAGAGGAGCAGCAGCAGCCCCCGGCGCGGCCGCCGCCUCCGCGCCGCCAGCCGCCGCGGCUGCAGCCUCCGAAGGGAGGCCGGGGGAGCCGGCGUGCGCACUUUCCGGCAGACUUUCGGAGUGUUUGUGGAUUUACAUGCCAAGCCAUCAAGAUGAUGUCUAUGAACAGCAAGCAGCCUCACUUUGCCAUGCAUCCCACCCUCCCUGAGCACAAGUACCCGUCGCUGCACUCCAGCUCUGAGGCCAUCCGGCGGGCCUGCCUACCCACGCCGCCGCUGCAGAGCAACCUCUUCGCCAGCCUAGACGAAACGCUGCUGGCGCGGGCAGAGGCGCUGGCGGCCGUGGACAUCGCCGUGUCCCAGGGCAAGAGCCACCCAUUCAAGCCAGACGCCACGUACCACACGAUGAACAGCGUGCCAUGCACGUCCACGUCCACCGUGCCGCUGGCGCACCACCACCACCACCACCACCACCACCAGGCGCUCGAGCCUGGCGACCUGCUGGACCAUAUUUCGUCGCCCUCGCUCGCGCUCAUGGCCGGCGCGGGUGGUGCGGGCGCGGCGGGCGGCGGCGGCGGCGCCCACGAUGGCCCGGGGGGCGGCGGCGGCCCGGGGGGCGGCGGCGGCCCAGGCGGCGGCGGCCCCGGGGGCGGCGGCGGCGGCGGCGGCCCGGGGGGCGGCGGCGGCGGCCCGGGCGGCGGGCUGCUCGGCGGCUCGGCGCACCCGCAUCCGCACAUGCACGGCCUAGGCCACCUGUCGCACCCGGCGGCGGCGGCCGCCAUGAACAUGCCGUCGGGUCUGCCGCACCCCGGGCUGGUGGCGGCGGCGGCGCACCACGGCGCGGCGGCGGCGGCGGCGGCGGCGGCGGCCGGGCAGGUGGCGGCGGCGUCGGCGGCAGCGGCCGUGGUGGGCGCGGCGGGCCUGGCGUCCAUCUGCGACUCGGACACGGACCCGCGCGAGCUCGAGGCGUUCGCCGAGCGCUUCAAGCAGAGGCGCAUCAAGCUGGGCGUGACGCAGGCCGACGUGGGCUCGGCGCUGGCCAACCUCAAGAUCCCCGGCGUGGGCUCGCUCAGCCAGAGCACCAUCUGCAGGUUCGAGUCGCUCACGCUCUCGCACAACAACAUGAUCGCGCUCAAGCCCAUCCUGCAGGCGUGGCUCGAGGAGGCCGAGGGCGCGCAGCGCGAGAAAAUGAACAAGCCCGAGCUCUUCAACGGCGGCGAGAAGAAGCGCAAGCGGACUUCCAUCGCAGCGCCGGAGAAGCGCUCCCUCGAGGCCUACUUCGCCGUACAACCCCGGCCCUCCUCCGAGAAGAUCGCCGCCAUUGCCGAGAAACUGGACCUCAAAAAGAACGUGGUGCGGGUGUGGUUUUGCAACCAGAGACAGAAGCAGAAGCGGAUGAAAUUCUCCGCCACUUACUGAGGGGGUGGG
Messenger RNA from Acinonyx jubatus (cheetah), 2087 nucleotides. It is a transcript of the gene POU4F1, whose product is annotated as POU class 4 homeobox 1. Gene Ontology annotation, molecular function: RNA polymerase II cis-regulatory region sequence-specific DNA binding; DNA-binding transcription factor activity, RNA polymerase II-specific. The transcript is spliced from 2 exons. NCBI's taxonomy places the organism in Eukaryota, Metazoa, Chordata, Mammalia, Carnivora, Felidae. The record is from RefSeq and is a predicted model, not a curated record. Bases 813 to 2078 code for a protein of 421 amino acids. Gene Ontology annotation, biological process: regulation of transcription by RNA polymerase II.